This is a messenger RNA of Nannospalax galili (Upper Galilee mountains blind mole rat), 5056 nucleotides long. RefSeq names its product zinc finger protein 219 (gene Znf219). Lineage: Eukaryota; Metazoa; Chordata; Mammalia; Rodentia; Spalacidae. The coding region runs from base 2448 to 4622 and encodes 724 amino acids. Gene Ontology annotation, biological process: regulation of DNA-templated transcription. The transcript has 6 exons. Gene Ontology annotation, molecular function: DNA-binding transcription factor activity, RNA polymerase II-specific; RNA polymerase II cis-regulatory region sequence-specific DNA binding. The record is from RefSeq and is a predicted model, not a curated record. Gene Ontology annotation, cellular component: nucleus.
AUGGGGGGGUGCUUCCCUCUCUGGGUCCCAAACAAAGUGUCACAAAGAGCUCGGCCCGCGGCAGCCGCGGAGGCGGCUGUAACUCAGCUUUUGUUCUCCUGGCCCGGGGUAGCUGAGCUCUGGCCUCCCUAUCUCCCAACCCUGCCCCCAUCAUCCUUCUGGCUUAUUUUCCCCGGGAGGGAGUGUGGGGUAUGCUGGUGCAGCCCCUUGUGUGUGAUCACAGGUCCUGCCCUACUUGCCAACCAAUUUCUGGGAGGGGUAUUUUCCCAGAGUAUUUCUGGGAGGCGUAUUUUCUCCUACCCACCCCCAGUCGUUGGACUGAGGCUCAUGUGAGUGUUAGCACUGACUUAUUUUAGGGUCAGCUCCAGUUAAAGGGACUUAGGCUGUAUGAACGUCCCCUUCCCCUAAUCCAGGUCCUUCAGAACUUUCAGAAUCGGGGUCAAGUUAGGACAUGCUAGGAUAUGUGUCUAGCAUAAGAUGGGGGUGGGGGAGUGCACCUUCUUGUUACCUGCUAUAUAUUUGGGAGUCCGUGACUGAGAUUUUCAUGCCCCCAACUCGUGUCCUGCAGAAAGGAACCUUUUCUAAGAGCUCACUCAAAAAGGCGUCAGUGUAGGAUGGGUUUGGAGCAGCUCUCUGACCAGUGAGGUCCAGAGGGCCAUGGAAAGAUCCUGAAAGUGAAUUGUUGGCAUAUCUGUGUUCUCAAGGUGGUCCUGACGCUAGCCUAAAAGGCCCCUUUCCAUUUGAUGUCCUCUAGUACAGUGGUCAUCAUAACUGUUAGCUGACUUAGGAAGCAUAAGAUUGCCCACAGGGAAAGUCAAGUGUUAGGGAUGACCAGAGACCUAGUUAACAAGACCUAGUUCAGAUCAGGCAGAUCCUGAACACUUGCUGCUUAACACUUAACGUUAAAAAUUUUGAAUCACAAAAGAUUGAGGGACAAUCUUCUUGUUCCUUCAUUUAGCAGGUAAUUCUCUCUUUCCACCAUCCAUCCAUACAUCCCUCUCUCAGUAAAGUUUGGUGGUCUGUACCUCUUCACCAGCUGGCUCCACCUAGCAUAUAAAAUUGGCCUGUUGCUUUGGAAUAUUUCUGAUCCUUAAGCCUGAUCCUGCAUCCCUUAGAAUCCAAACCAGGGCAAGAUAACCCCCGAUUCCCAGUGGAGGUGGAAAGUAGGUCAGUGCCACUAGCUGGCCAAGGCUCAGAAUGGUGUAUAAGCCCUGAGUAUAGAAAGUGUGAUGAUUGUCUACAGACAAUACUUGUCUACCGGGUCAUAGGAUUUCAUCUUAGUGUUCUCCCCUGUUGAGAACUUGAGAGAUCUGGUGUCUGAGACCUGGUUUGAUGUAGAGAUGAUGGAAGCCAUCUUGACUAGGCCUAGGAGUCUCAGUGGAUUUUACUGAUUUUAGGCUACUUUCUGGGAACACUUCCCCUGCUAAGGAAUUCAGCUUCAGUUAGGACUUUCUUAUGUAUCAACCACAUUCCAUAUUGGAAACUGCUGCAUGCAAGUGGGGUUUGUUGUUGUUUUGGGGUGGAAGUCUUGCCCUGUUACUACUCUUUUUUUUUUUGUCUCAGAACUGAGGUCAGUUUCCUGUGUGUUUGGUAUUCUAUAGGCAGUUUUAGAGGCCCAAGAAUCUUCUCUGAAUCAGACUAUGUGCCCAUAGGUUAGUCAGCUAUGACCAUGCAGUUAUUCACACACACACCCCUCCCGGCCAUCUGCUUCCUCUGAAUGUACCAGAUUGGCUGUACACCAGGAUGUUCCGGGAAUCCCCAGGAGAGCAACAGAAUGUGAUGGACCCAAAUACGAUGCCUCAGUAACUCAUUCCAGGAUGUACAAACUGUAACUGUUAUGACAUUCCUUAUAGCUAAUUAAAAUAUUUCUAGGUACAUGUAUUUUCUAUUAUCUCUUUUCAGUGACAUCCAAAAGGCCCAGACAGUUCCCCUGUUACCACUACUCCCCCCACCCCCAUGGAUCCCAAAUAGGAUCUUUAAAAAAAUCCACUCGUUUUACCUGUGUCUUAUCUGUGGUGCCAAAAUGGCCAGUGUGGCCUCUCUAGCACUUCCUAGCUCUAUAUUUUAUACUGAGGUAGCCAAAAUGGCUUCUUUGGUAGCCCACUGCACUCUCCAUGGUACUGAAGGAAUGGCCAUUUGUUUUAACAUCUGUCUGGGGUCCAGAAGAGUCCUAGCAUGUGUGGAUCCCCUAUCUGUGCAGAUGGCCAGGCCCCGCCCCCACGUCCCUCACUCCAGCCUCUUGAGCUCAGAGCCAGUGUAAUCCUCCUCUUGUGUGAGGAAGCCUCUCCCCUGCAGAGAGGAGGAAAGCCUGCUUCGGAACAGCUCUGGACAAAGGGGCUGAGAUGCCCCAUCAAACUGCAGGCUCCAAGGUCCUCAGCACCUGUUGCCUUCAUCAGCAGCUUUUCUUCCUUCCCUCCACUCAGAACCAAAGAAUGUGAAGGGGGUCCAUGGAGGGCUCACGUCCCCGCAUCCUGGUCGGCCACCUAGAGCCUUCCCCCCCAGCCUUCGACGGCGAGCUGGAUCUGCAGCGCUACUCCAACGGGCCUGGUGUGAGCACAGGGUCUCCUGGGAUGGGAGCAGUGGGCUGGUCUGAAAGUCGUGCAGGUGAACGGCGCUUCCCCUGUCCUGUGUGUGGAAAGCGCUUCCGCUUCAAUUCCAUCCUGGCUUUGCACCUGCGAGCCCACCCGGGCGCCCAGGCCUUCCAGUGCCCACACUGCGGCCACCGCGCGGCCCAGCGUGCUCUGCUGCGCUCACACCUCCGAACACACCAGCCCGAGCGCCCACGCAGCCCUGCGGCGCGCCUGCUGCUGGAGCUGGAAGAGCGCGCCCUGCUGCGGGAAGCCCGCCUGGGGCGAGCCCGAAGCUCGGGGGCCAUGCAGGCUACCCCUGCGGCUGAGGGCCUGGCGCGCCCCCAGCCCCCUUCCUCGGCUGCCUUCCGAUGCCCCUUCUGCAAAGGCAAGUUUCGCACCUCGGCAGAGCGGGAACGCCACCUGCACAUCCUGCACAGGCCCUGGAAGUGCAGCUUGUGCAGUUUCGGCUCCAGCCAGGAGGAGGAGCUGCUGCACCACAGCCUGACGGCGCACGGGGCUCCCGAGCGCCCCCUGGCGGCCACCUCGACGCCGGAGCCGCAGUCUCCGCCGCAGUCAGAAUCUAGAUCCGCGCUGGAGCCCGAGCCCGAACCCGAGCCCGAGCCUAGGCCGCAGCCUGAACGCGAGGCUAAACCCGCUCCUACUCCAGCUCCGGAGGAACCCCCCGCGCCUCCCGAGUUCCGCUGCCAAGUGUGCGGCCAGAGCUUUACACAGUCCUGGUUUCUCAAGGGUCACAUGCGCAAGCACAAGGCUUCCUUCGAUCAUGCGUGUCCUGUGUGUGGCCGCUGCUUCAAGGAGCCCUGGUUCCUUAAGAACCACAUGAAGGUGCACACCAGCAAGCUGGGUCCCCUGCGCGCCCCGGGACCCGGCUCCGCCCCGACCAGGGCCCCGCAGCCUCCUGACCUGAGCUUGCUGGCCUACGAGCCUCUGGGCCCUGCGCUGCUCCUGGCCCCGGCACCCACCCCCGCCGAGCGCCGCGAGCCCCCGAGCCUCCUGGGCUACCUGAGCGUCCGUGGUGGGGAAGCGCGGCCCAACGGCGAGGGCGCCGACUCCGGAGCCGGCCGCAGCUACGGCGGAUUCCGCCCGCUGCCUUCGGCCCUUCCCGCCCGGGCUCGCCGGAACCGCACGGAAGAGCCAGAAGAGGAGGAAGAAGUGGAGGCGGACGAGGAGGGCUGGGCCCGGGGCAGGUCGCUGGGCCCUCUGGCUUCCCUGCACCCCCGUCCAAGUGAGGGGACAGGGCACGCUGCACCCGCCGUGGGAGCCCAGGCGAGAUCUGCCGCCACGCAGGAAGAAAACGGGCUGCUGGCUGGAGGGACCCGACCCGAAGGGGGCCGCGGGGCCACCGGCAAAGACUGCCCCUUCUGUGGAAAGUCUUUUCGCUCAGCGCAUCACCUCAAAGUGCAUCUGCGAGUGCACACAGGUGAACGCCCCUACAAGUGUCCACACUGCGACUAUGCAGGCACCCAGUCCGGCUCGCUCAAGUACCACCUUCAGCGUCACCACCGAGAGCAGCGGAGCAGCGCCGGCCCGGGGCCACCCCCAGAGCCUCCGCCCCCUUCCCUGCGGGGCACAGCCCCGCAGCCACCAUCUUCAGGAGCCAAGGCGGCUCAGUCCCCUGCCACCUGGGUGGAGGGCCCUGCCAGUUCCCGGCCUCCUUCAAGCGGUGCUGGACAAGGGUCCCGUCGGAAGCCCGCCAGCCCCGGGAGGACCCUGCGCAACGGGCGAGGCGGUGAGGCUGAACCCCUGGACCUGUCCCUGCGGGCGGGACCGGGAGGUGAGGCCGGGUCGGGUGGUACACUCCACCGCUGCCUCUUCUGCCCUUUUGCCACUGGAGCUCCGGAGCUCAUGGCCUUGCACCUGCAAGUGCACCACAGUCGUCGGGCUCGGGGCCGCCGGCAGCCCCGAGUUGACACGUCUCCACCCUAUGUCCGAGUAUCAUCUGGGGAGACCCCUCCCAGCCCUCCACUAGAAGAGGAGGGCAGCCCCGGGGUGUCUAGAUCCGGAGAGGCGGGCCUGGGGGGUCAAGAACGGUAGGGAGUCCUCUUAGGAGUGAUUAGCUUAGUGAGCUUAUCCCGCCCGAGCGGGGAGGCGCUAGAGGUAGUUGGGUAGAGCAGCCAGCACGGGGCAGCGUGGGACCCAUAUCCCAGCCCAGGGCGGACCAGAGUGAAGGGGGCGGUGGGUGAAGGAGGGUGGGCCCAGUCCAAGGGAGUCACAGUGCCUUAGAAGUGGCAGAGGUGAGGGUCAAAGAACGGGGUCCUAGGGCUGGCAGAGGACGUAUUCCUGUGGAGGAGCCACUCUGCCAGUUUUUGCUGGUCCAUAGGCGUGAGAGUUUAUUUUUGUAUGAGGGGUGGGGGUGGGGGGGCACUGUACCCUUCUAGCCCCAUCAGGGGCCCUGUAGACGUUACUAUUUUUGGUACGAUUCCUGUCGAAGAGUCAUGUCCCCAAUAAACAGGUGUCUGGAGGCACAA